AUGGAACCACGAUCGCUGCUGACACCUUCUCCUCGUUCUUCCACUCCCGGUAGUCCGAUGCUUGCAGGAAUGUCGCAAGAACAGCCGCCGAAGCUCAAGGGACGACAGCGUCUGCUUCAAGGCCUUCAACGCAUGUCGUCGUCACCUUCAUUGGCGAAAAUGGGCAGGACCAGGUCAAGUGAGAAGGUCUACAAGCCUAACCACAAAGCUUCAAUAUCUUGCGUUUCUUUAGGUUCCUCGCCUCAAGGCAGCUCGAUCUCACCACCUAUUCAAGUGUCAACGUCUGCAUAUGCCACACCUCCAGGUACACCUGGUACGCCCACUAGCGUCUCCUCUUACGUCGAUAGUCACUCCAGAUUCCGACCCUUUGACCUUGGCUCGGCUGCGAGCAGUGCUGAACAUCUGCAGCUGAGACCAGCAAGAACUCCCCUUCACGAGAUAUCCGAGAAACCCCUACCUAAAAGAGAGAACUUCAACUUCUGGGGAGACCUACCCCAAGAGGUUAGGAUCCAGAUCUUGAGCUAUCUGCCUCCGAAAGAGAUUGUUAGGUUGUCUGCUGUCUCGAGAUCAUGGCAAGAGAUGUGCUUCGAUGGUCAGUUAUGGACAGUACUGGACUGCCAAACAUACUAUCAGAAAAUCACCUCCGAGGCAUUGAUGAAGAUCAUGCUCAGAGCUGGGGCGUUUGUAAAGAACCUGAACCUGAGAGGAUGCGUUCAGCUGAGAGAUCAGUGGUUGAGUUUAGGUACCCGGAUGACCAACCAAGAAUGUCGAAAUCUCGAAACGUUUAGCAUCGAAGGCUGCAAGAUCGAAAGAUCGAGUAUACACUUCUUCCUGCUCAGGAAUCCAAAACUACUUCACUUGAACAUGCCCAGCAUGCAGCAGGUGAGCAAUGCUACGUUGAAGAUCAUUGCAGCACAUUGUCGCAACAUCGAAUAUCUGAACAUCAAUUGGUGUACCAAUUGCGAUAACAGAGGCCUUCUCAAGGUCGUUCAGAGCUGUCCUAAUCUCACCGACCUUCGAGUGAGUGAGGUAAGAGGUCUUGACGACACGGAACUUGCGCUGGAAAUGUUCAGGCGAAACAACCUUGAACGCUUAAUAAUGGCAGGAUGUGAUAGUCUCACGGACGAAGUGCUGGAGAUUAUGGUGCAAGGUGUAGAUCCACAGGUUGAUGUCCUUACAGAUCGCGUUACGGUCCCGCCGAGACGAUGGCGCCACUUGGACGUUUCAGAAUGUCGACAACUGACCGAUCGGGGCGUGAGAGCAUUGGCUCACAAUGUACCGUUCCUGGAGGGAUUGAAGCUCUGUAAAGUCUCAAGCCUAACAGAUGAUGCUUUGCUUGACGUUAUGUCGAGCGUGAACAGGCUGACACAUCUCGAACUUGAAGAGCUCGAGCAUUUGACGAACGAGGUACUCAUUCGACUCGCUAAGUCACCAGCUGCAAAGACACUCGAGCAUUUGAGCAUAUCAUACUGUGAUCAAAUGGGUGACGUGGGGGUGCUUCCGAUCUUGAAGUCCUGUCCUGAGCUCAAGAGUUUGUGCCUGGACAACACACGAAUCUCGGACCUUGCACUCAUGGAAGCAAGCGAACAGGUGCGCAAACGAGGCAACCUCCUCAAGCGAGGGGCUCGCCCUAAAAAGGGUCUGGAACUCAUUGCCUUUGACUGUGCAAAUGUCACCUGGGCAGGAGUUCGGGAGAUCAUGCAAGGAAAUUGCCGAGUACUGCAGGGCAGGAAGAAGAGCGUUGUGAGGGAAUCUCUCAUGACACACCUUCCGCCGACAGACAGCGAAACGGAGUCAAUCACAAAUGCUGCAUCGGCCUCAGCAUCCCAGGAGAUCAAACGUGUCAUUGAGAUACAAACCCUACUCUUCCCUGCCCAGAUCAUUCAUCUCAAGGCCUUCCACAUCUGGCAGGCGACUUUCGAUGCACACUAUCAACGCUGCAUGACCGCGCGAUGGGUGGCAGCGAGCAGGCUUGAGAAUAAAUGGGCGGAGUGGAUGGUGGCUACCGAAGAGGUUGGAAAUAUCAGCCAUGGCUGGGGAGCAAGACGUAGAAGAAGGCGACAGAGGGAAGCUGAGAAUCGAGUUCGAGAGGAUACAGCGGGCCUUGUACACGACACUGAAGGUGUUGGCACAGGCACCGAGACUGAGGACAUGAGUGGUCUUGAGAAUGGCUCAAGGCGGCCUAACCGAAGAAGAGCUAGAAGUGGUGGGUGUGCUGUGAUGUAA
Messenger RNA from Lithohypha guttulata, 2226 nucleotides. RefSeq lists its product as uncharacterized. Gene Ontology annotation, cellular component: SCF ubiquitin ligase complex. Lineage: Eukaryota; Fungi; Ascomycota; Eurotiomycetes; Chaetothyriales; Trichomeriaceae. Gene Ontology annotation, biological process: SCF-dependent proteasomal ubiquitin-dependent protein catabolic process. Gene Ontology annotation, molecular function: protein binding. The record is from RefSeq and is a predicted model, not a curated record. Bases 1 to 2226 code for a protein of 741 amino acids. The transcript has a single exon.